GCUUGAAGAGUGACACAAGAGUGUGUUAUCCAAAAACCUAAAUUUUUUGUGGCUCCCCUUUGAUUGUUAUUAUAACACUAAUUUCUCUCUUAAAACAGAGUCCUUCCUCAACAAUUCAUUAUCUUCCACAGCUUGAAACCAUGAAUGACAAAGUAGACAAGCUGGUCAUCUUCCUGGCAAAGCGAGACGGCAUUGACAAGCUCGUCAAGACCUUCCAGUACGUCUCCAAGCUCGUCCACUGGCACGCCGAAGCCACCCAGCCAGCCAUUGCGCAACGAUUCAAACACUGGGAAGUUGCCUCCGGCCUCAGCAGAAAAGCCUUCAGAACCGGCAGGUUCCUCACCGGAUUCAACCUUCUAAGGCGAAACCCCGGCUCCACACCAACGCUCAGGUUUUUGGCGGUUCUCGCCAAUUCAGGCGAAAUGGUUUACUGGUUUUUUGACCACUUUCUGUGGCUGUCAAGAAUUGGGACUUUGGACCAAAACUUGGCCAGAAGGAUGAGCUUCAUAUCAGCUUUUGGUGAGUCUUUCGGCUAUAUUUUCUUCAUUAUAUCUGAUUUUAUAAUAAUGAAAGAGGGUUUAAAAGAAGAGAGAAAGCUUGUCAGUGAAGAUUCAAAGGAUGCGAAAGAAAGUGUGAGGAAGAUAAGAGGCGAUAGAGUGAUGAGGUUGAUGGCAGUGGCGGCAAAUGUUGCAGACUUAGUAAUUGCACUGGCGGAUAUUGAACCGAACCCGUUUUGCAACCAUGCGGUUACUCUUGGGAUUAGUGGAUUGGUUUCUGCUUGGGCUGGAUGGUACAGAAACUGGCCAUCGUAAACAAAUUGCCAUUGCUUUCACUUCUGGUGUAACUAUUGAACUUGGCAAGAAGUUGAGUGUACUUCGGAGAGUUUUGGACUCAGAAUAUGGGUUCUCUCUGCUUAAAAUGAUUUUGCUUAGAAUUACUAGGAAAUAGGACCGUUUAUUUUCAAUACAUUUUGCCACUUUCUGAAAA
Molecule: messenger RNA, 987 nt
Organism: Mangifera indica (mango)
Lineage: Eukaryota; Viridiplantae; Streptophyta; Magnoliopsida; Sapindales; Anacardiaceae
Product: peroxisomal membrane protein 11B-like
Exons: 1
Coding region: 141-812 (223 amino acids)
Biological process (GO): regulation of peroxisome size; peroxisome fission
Cellular component (GO): peroxisomal membrane
Source: RefSeq, a predicted model, not a curated record